Molecule: messenger RNA, 984 nt
Organism: Perognathus longimembris pacificus (Pacific pocket mouse)
Lineage: Eukaryota; Metazoa; Chordata; Mammalia; Rodentia; Heteromyidae
Product: olfactory receptor 5D18-like
Exons: 2
Coding region: 1-984 (327 amino acids)
Biological process (GO): G protein-coupled receptor signaling pathway; sensory perception of smell
Cellular component (GO): membrane
Molecular function (GO): odorant binding; G protein-coupled receptor activity; olfactory receptor activity
Source: RefSeq, a predicted model, not a curated record
AUGUCAGACAGAAAUAUCAGUGAGCCUGUUUUCACCCUGUUGGGUUUCUCAGAAUACCCAGAACUUCAAAUCCCACUCUUCCUGAUGUUUCUGGCCAUCUACAGUGUCACAGUGGUAGGGAAUAUUGGAAUGAUUCUCAUCAUCAGAAUGAACCCCAAGCUGCACGCCCCCAUGUACUUUUUCCUCAGCCACCUCUCCUUCGUGGAUUUCUGCUAUUCCUCCACCAUUGCUCCCGAGAUGCUAGUGAACCUACUUGAAGAAGUCAAAACCAUUUCAUUUUCUGGAUGUAUAGUGCAGUACUAUUUCUUUGCCACCUUUGUGGUCACUGAAGCCUUUCUCUUAGCAGCCAUGGCCUUUGACCGCCUGGUGGCCAUCUGCCACCCUCUGCUCUACAAGGUCGUCAUGUCCCAGAAACUCUGCACCGUGCUGGUGGUGGGGUCAUACGCCUGGGGGGAGGCCUGCUCUUUGAUUCUCACGUGCUCCGUGCUGCAACUCUCUUUUCCGGAUUUCAGCACCAUCGAUCACUUUUUCUGUGAGUUCUCCUCCCUGCUCUCCAGCUCUUGCUCUGAUACCUCUGUCCACCAACUACUCUUGUUCACUCUUUCCACAGUCGAUGCUCUCAGCACUCUGUUAAUCAUUCUUUUCUCCUACAUGUUCAUUGCUUUUACCAUCCUCAAGAUGCGUUCAGCCAGCGGGUGUCGCAAAGCCUUCUCCACUUGCUCUGCGCACCUGACUGCCAUCACCAUCUUUUAUGGCACCAUCCUGUCCCUGUACUGUGUGCCCAACUCCCAAAACUCCAGAGCCACUGUCAAAGUGGCCUCUGUGUUUUACACAGUGGUGAUCCCCAUGCUGAACCCCCUGAUCUACAGCCUAAGAAAUAAGGACGUCAAGGAUACUCUGAAAAAACUCAUUGGUGACCAACUCCAUUUGCAUUCUAUUGUGACAGAAUAUCUUUCUCAAUUAUUUCCAGUAAAUUAUUGCUAG